AUGAUUAAUAAGUUAAAAGUUUUCUUUAUCAUAUAUAUUCAAUUAUCCUUAAUUUUACCUAUAUCAACCUUAGAAAAUACUACUAAUACUUUGAAUUAUGAUAUUGUAAUUAUUGGUUCUGGACUUACUGGAUUGACUGCAGCUAGAGAAAUAAAAUUAAAGAAUCCCUCUGCAUCUGUUGUUAUUUUAGAGGCAUCAAAUACUUCUGGAGGAAGAGUUCGUGGACAAUUACUUUCAAUCUCAAAAGAUGAACCUUCAAAAAAACAGAUGGUUGAUAUUGGAGCAAUAUGGAUUUCACCAUCACAUAAUGAGAUUAUCGAAUUAGCCAAAGAGUUUAACCUCGACCUUUAUUCACAAGCUAAUUCCUGUGGUGAGAGAACAAUAUUUGUAAAUAAUAAUAAUACUCAAAAUUUUAGAUUUAAACGACAAUCAGAUUGGAAUCAAUUACCUGGAGGUGGAAGUUCAAUAUUAGAAUUAUCUUCACCAACAAUAUUUAAUGAACUUUUAUCUCAAAACUGUCAAGAUUUUAUCAAUUCAAAUUCACUUUUAGAAUCAACAAAAGAUAGUGUAUUUAGAUUUUUACAAACUUUUUACGAUGCACCAGCUAACUCUAUAUCAGCACUUCAAUUGAUGCUAACCCUUUCUAGUGAAAAUGAAGAUAUUCAAACAUUAUUAAAUAACCAAGGUCAUGGUAAAAGUUUAAUAAUGAAAAAUUCUUUACAAUCACUUGUAAAUCAAAUGACAAAAGAUACUUUAAUCAAUUAUAAUCAAGAAGUUUCAAGUAUCUUUAUACUUGCUGAUAAUGGUGAAGUUAUAAAAAACAAUAGCUUAACUGGUUCUCAAGUUUUUAUUACUACUUCAAAUGGACAAAAUUAUGUGGCCCAAGAAGUUAUUGUAGCUAUUUCUCCACAAAAAACUUCAAAAAUAAGUUUCGAACCAGAAUUAAAUGACUCAGAUAGUAACUUUUUAUCUAACUAUAAAUCAUAUGGUGAUGCUUACUAUUUUGUUGCAUCAUUUACAUCCCCAUUUUGGCGUAAAAAUAAUCAAAGUGGUCAAAUAAUUUUUUCUGAUCAAACUGCAUCUAAUUCAUUGUAUUGGAUGACAACUUUUGACAUUAGUGAAGAUAAUAAUUGCCAAACUGAAAAUAAUAUUGGAUUAUUAUAUGGUAUAGCACAUUUUGCUACAGAGUUAGAUGAACAAAAUAGAAUACAGGCUUAUACAAAUAUUUUAAAAGAAAAUCUUGGAAAUCAGACAGAAGAAUUAAUUGAUAUUAAAGAUAUCCAAUGGACUAAACAGCCAUAUGUAAAUGGGCUUGUUGGAGUUAUUCCUGUUAAUGGAAUGACAAAUUUUUCACAAUUAUCAGCAAAUUUAUUUAAAAAAAGAAUACAUUUUGCCUCACCAGAAUUAUCAUUAAAAUCAAUGGGUACUAUUAAUGGUGGUGUUAUCAUAGGAAAAGAAAUUGCAAAUGCAGUUUUGCAAGAGAUGACUAAUUUACCAGAAAUUAAGUUACAAGAUGAUUCAAGUAAUAAAACAAUAGUUAAUAACAUUAUUGAUAGAAACAAUAAUUCAUAUUUUAUUACUACAAUCAUACCAACAACUGAAGAAGUGAACACAGAUAAAACAACUUUUUAUUACAAUACAACACCUCAUUAUAUUGAAGAGACAGCAUUAACAAAAUCAACUACAACACAAUCUUAUGAAUCAACAACACCUAAUCCUAAUGCUUUUGUUUAUAAUACCAGUAAACAUUAUUUUGAUGAAACAACUGAUAAUUCAAAGACAACUGAAUCAUAUAAUCAACAAAGUACUAAUAGUCCAAUAGCAAGUACUUAUUUAAAUGAUAAUUUAAAUGAAUUAACAACUUUGACAAUGCAAACAACUGAAACAACAUUAUUAAAUAAAAUUAAUUCAACAUAUAUAGAUUUUGAAAAUUUCACAACACCAAAUUAUUUAGUAGAAUCAACAACAUACAACUCAACAACUAAUUACUCUCAAAUUGGUAUUUUUAAUGAUGAUGAUAAUUUAGAUACUACCAUGUUUCCAUAUAAUACAACACCUCAUUAUACAUAUGAUCAGACAACAGAUAUUACCUCAAAUAAAAUUAAUAAUAAUCAAGAAAUAAAUGUAACAUCUGUUUCAUCAAUAGAAUCAAGUACCUUCCCAUAUUCUACAAGUUCACAUUAUCCAGAAGACUAUGUUUUAUCUUCUUCAUCACAAUCACCAACUACUCCAAAUAGAGUAGAAUUUUAUACAACUGAAAAAAGUAGUUUGAAUAAUUCAUUAAAUGAUAAAACUACAAAAGAUGAUUUUUCAUCUGACUCAUCAAUUACACAAAAAUAUGCUGAUGCAAUACAUAAAGUUAAUGGUACAAAUGACAUAAAUGAAAUAAAUAGUUUAAUUUCACAAAUUCAAAUGGAUAUAUCAAAUGUUAGUAAAGAAGAUAGUCUCUAUUUAAUUAAACAAUUAAAUGAGCUAAUUGAUAUGUUAAUUGAUGGAAUACAAAAUAAUCAAGGCAUCUAA
Strongyloides ratti is the source of this 2520-nucleotide messenger RNA. RefSeq names its product Amine oxidase domain-containing protein. The transcript has 3 exons. Bases 1 to 2520 code for a protein of 839 amino acids. The record is from RefSeq and is a predicted model, not a curated record. Lineage: Eukaryota; Metazoa; Nematoda; Chromadorea; Rhabditida; Strongyloididae. Gene Ontology annotation, molecular function: oxidoreductase activity.